AGACCGAGAGCGCGCGGCUCCCGCACAUUCCCUCAGGUGAAAUGAUUCUCUGAAAAGACCCGGAGCUCCGUCCGAAGCCCCGCACCGCGCAGCACUUCCCCGGGUCCCCGCCGCGUCCUGGGACAGUCCCGUGAGGAGGAUGGGAGCCCUACAGUCCAUCCCGGGACAUCCGGAGUACAGCGACCUGUCCGACAAGACCGGCUUUUCAUUUGAGCAGAUUUCAGUUUUACACAAAAGAUUCAAACAACUGAGCCACAAUGAAGACACACUACAUAGAGACGACCUGAGUGCGAUUCCUGACCUGUCGUGUAACCCCAUCAGAGCUCAGAUCAUAGAGGCUUUUUUUGACCAAAGAAACUUCAGUCCGAGUGAGGAGGGGACGGUGGAGGAGAUCAGGUUUGAGGAGUUUCUCGUGGUCAUGUCUCAUUUCCGUCCUCCUCGUCACAGUAUGAGCGAGGAGCAGCGCGAGAGCGUCAGGAAGGACAAACUCCGAUUUUUGUUCAAUAUGCACGACACCGACAACGAUGGAACCAUCACACUGCAGGAGUACAGACACGUGGUGGAGGAGCUCUUGUCCCGCAGUGGGGCGCUGGGAAAAGAAACGGCCAAAAGCAUCGCAGACGCCGCCAUGUUGGAAGUGGCCAGUAUCUCUGUGGGUCACAUGGAGCCAGAUGAAUUUUAUGAAGGAAUCACAUUUGAACAUUUCUUGAAGCUGCUGAGCGGAUUCGACAUCGAGCAUAAAAUGAGCAUCCGCUUCUUAAACGUGGACACGACGCUGUGUAAGUGACGAGCGACGCCGUGAGUCACUGGAGCUUUAUCCAAACGAAC
Messenger RNA from Periophthalmus magnuspinnatus, 828 nucleotides. RefSeq names its product tescalcin b (gene tescb). Bases 140 to 787 code for a protein of 215 amino acids. The record is from RefSeq and is a predicted model, not a curated record. Gene Ontology annotation, molecular function: calcium ion binding. Lineage: Eukaryota; Metazoa; Chordata; Actinopteri; Gobiiformes; Gobiidae. The transcript is spliced from 8 exons.